Molecule: messenger RNA, 3691 nt
Organism: Cherax quadricarinatus
Lineage: Eukaryota; Metazoa; Arthropoda; Malacostraca; Decapoda; Parastacidae
Product: dual specificity protein phosphatase 14
Biological process (GO): protein dephosphorylation
Cellular component (GO): cytoplasm
Molecular function (GO): protein tyrosine/serine/threonine phosphatase activity
Source: RefSeq, a predicted model, not a curated record
AUAUCUGGCUGGAAAGGAGGAGAAAAUGACUCCUACUGCUCCCUCUCUUUAGAGUUUCAUCUCUCCUUUUUUUUAUUAUCAGUUCCUCACUGCAUGUUAUUUGGAGGCCAUUCAGGGCUAUUAAUUUCUCUAGUCCGUGAAUUUGCGCUUUCUCGUGGGAAGGAUAUCUUAAUAUACUAGACAGUGAAAUAACAGGGGAGUCGAAGGUAAACAGGCGACCACCUGUUGAUCUGCUUCGGACGUGGAAGAUCGAGGACGACUGCUGUGCCACACGUAAGACUUCAAGAUCAAGCUAGAUCCGUCGAGACUUUCGUCGAAGUUUAAUUGUACUCAUUAAAACAACAGCUAAGUCCAACAGGUGUACUUUCGACGAUCACGAGUACCAAUCUAUUUUCACGGUCAUGGUCUGAAGGCAGCAAGAUGCCAGAUAACACCAGUCUCAACGCUAUUGUGUCGCUCUCUCAAGAGGACAUAACCAAAGAUGAAUGUGAAAACAUGGUGACUCAUUGUAGUCGCGGGGUGAAACAAAAACUGCAGCAUCAACAGAAGCAGAAGCAGCUGCAACAGCAGAAGCAACAGCAACAGAACCGGCAACAACAGCAGAAGCAGCUGCAACAGCAACAUGAGAAGCAAAAGCAGAAACACUUGCAACAGCAGCAGAAGCCACUGAAGCAGCAGCAGCAGCAGCAGCAGCAGCCAGGGGCAGUGAAACAUAAGCGAGGCAUGGGUCUUGCUAGCCAGGUGUCCUUCAUUACCGAGGGUCUUUACCUGUGUGGGGCGAGAGCGGUGCGUCAGGCACGGCUCAGGGAACUGGGUGUGACUUGUGUUGUCAACGCCACUGUCGAGCUGCCCACACUGCCCCUCGAUGGCGUCGAGGUCGUACCGGUUAGAGUCUCCGAUGCCCAGGACUCUGACCUUGCCGUCCACCUUGACACCAUCAGUGACAAGAUAGAGGAGUUGCGUAGACGCGGUGGGUGCGUGAUGGUACACUGCGUAGCUGGAGUCAGUCGUUCUCCAGCUCUUGUACUGGCGUAUCUGGUCAAAUACGAGGACAUGAGCUUACGCCAAGCGUUCCUUCACGUGAGGAGUUCGCGUCCUAAUAUACGCCCAAAUGCUGGUUUCUUUUCUCAGCUUAUAGACUUUGAGCAGCGGGUGCGUGGAUCAACUAGCGUGGCCAUGGUGAAGGACGCGGCGCUAGGACUCUCCAUUCCUGAUGUAUGUGAAGACGAACUCAAGGUGCUACGCAACACAAGGUGGGCUCGGAUGAUAUAUGAACGACGCAACUUUGAAAGACUCUAUGCGUAGCGAUAAUUCACGGCUCACGCCACAGAAAAUCUGAUCUCAGAACACUUCAGUUUCCUUAUAUGCAUCUCAUAGUAUAAUUUUGUGUGGUAGUUUAACUCAUACUAGUUAAACCAGAGCAUUCAACAAAGUGUUCUUGACCAACAAUGGAAGAAUAACAUUUAAUUCAUGUCGACCAAGCUGAUAAUUUUUGUAUUAAAAUCCGUAUUAAAAUUCCUGUUAUAGAGGAAUCAUUCAAGACGAACUAUUUACCGUCGAGGGCGACGAACAUCUGGAUGUUGGUUAUGCCUCGUGACUAAAAAGAUAGAUAUCUUAUUUUUAAAAACGUUUUGUCAGUUUUACCAUAUACAAAGAAUCGUAACUAUUUUUUUUAAGAAUUAAUUCCCUUUAAAGGGAUAGAUUGCCUUAGUGUUGGUGAAGGAUUUGCAACUUCCCUUCCCUUGGAUCAGAUCUGAUUACCUCCCAUUCCCCAGGCUCUUCUCUUCCCAAGAAGUUUGAAAACAUUGCCUAAUUACACCAUUAACCUCUGAGUUAUUCUACAUUACCAUCGUCUCUGAAGUACUAAAUGGUUCUGUACAACACCUAUGGGUUCUAGAGAACUAUUAAUAUGUAAGAAUUACCUUAUUUCGCGGCUUAUAAGACGCGGCUUAUAAGACUUGUUUUAGUUUCAAUUGCUGGCCAUCGUACGUAACUGGGAGAGCUACAGCCCACCCAACACCCCAAACGUAUAGCUCCCGUCACUGACCUUCAGUUUAUAGGACGCAGGGUGGUUUUUGGAGACAUUUUAUAGAAAAAAACAUGCGUCUAAUAAGCCGCGAAGUACGAUAAUUGCUGUCGUUAAAUGAUGGAUCUGUAACCAACGAGGAGCCAGUAUAAGCACUCAGUAUAAGCUUAGUCUAUCACAACGCAAAACGAAAUGUUAAUGAAUGGUCCUUACUGUAAUCACGUUUGUCCUCGGGAAAAAAUUAGCGAGGUAUUCUUCCAGGGUAAGAUAGAUGCAUCCUAGAACCCAGAAGGCUCUAACUAACCACAUUCUAGGUGGAAGAUGUAAACAUUAAAGCAUUAGAUAAAUGCGUUAUAUGCCCCAAAGUUAGACAUAUUUUCUAGGAAUACCCAGAUACGCAACUCCUUAGGAAGAGGUGACAGCAUCCUUCCACGCAGGUAGUGACAUCUGUUGAUCUCACCUGUUAUCAAGUAAAGUUAGUUUGACGCCAAAUCGGAGACCCAAAUCUAGGUGGUUUUUAGUUUCAUUUGAUAUAUUAUUAAUGUAAUCAGCCAUAUGAGCAAAACAAAGUUAUUAUAGUAUAUACACAUGUAUAUAUACACCGGGAAGUGUAUGUAUCCGAGUAUACAUACAAAGAAUUUAAUCCCAAUUUUAGGGAUUACAAUAUGCAUGACUGGUGGUGUACGGGGAACAUGCAACUUUAAAGACUCUCUUGUUGACGAUGGUCUUUCAACCUAACCAACAGACCUGUCUCUCUCUCUCUCUCUCUCUCUCUCUCUCUGUCUCUCUCUCUCUCUCUCUCUCUCUCUCUCUCUCUCUCUCUCUUACCCUUCAGUGACUGCCUAUCAAAAUUAUCUUUUCAGUCUGCGCAUUUAAAACUAAUUUGCUAAGACAAAUGUGUAACUAUUCUUACUCUUGUUCUAUUUUUUUGGACAAAGCUAUGAAUAAUGUAUGCGAGUUUGUCAUAACAACUGGGGCUGCAUGACCCGUACACUUUUAGCGCUUUUCCCUGAAUAUAGUAGAAAGUUUCUUAACUAUGCAGUUGGAAAGUAAAUUUGAAGGUUUUUCAUGGUGAUGUGUGUUACAUAAACUGUAUCUAUGUUUAUCUAUCUUUACUGUUCAUGCACAUCUUGUACUCAGGUGUGAAGUGUCAUGUGAAUCUUGUACUCAAGUGUGAAGUGUCACUGAACCUUGUACUCAGGUGUGAAGUGUCGUGUGAAUCUUGUACUCAGGUGUAAAGUGUCAUGUGAAUCUUGUACUCAAGUGUGAAGUUCCAUGUGAAUCUUGUACUCAAGUGUGAAGUGUCACUGAACCUUGUACUCAGGUGUGAAGUGUCAUGUGAAUCUUGUACUCAAGUGUGAAGUUCCAUGUGAAUCUUGUACUCAGGUGUGAAGUGUCAUGUGAAUCUUGUACUCAAGUGUGAAGUGUCACUGAACCUUGUACUCAGGUGUGAAGUGUCGUGUGAAUCUUGUACUCAGGUGUGAAGUGUCAUGUGAAUCUUGUACUCAUGUGUGAAGUGUCACUGAACCUUGUACUCAGGUGUGAAGUGUCGUGUGAAUCUUGUACUCAGGUGUAAAGUGUCAUGUGAAUCUUGUACUCAAGUGUGAAGUCCCAUGUGAAUCUUGUACUCAAGUGUAAAGUGUCACUGAACCUUGUACUCAAGUG